Molecule: messenger RNA, 1314 nt
Organism: Scutellospora calospora
Lineage: Eukaryota; Fungi; Glomeromycota; Glomeromycetes; Diversisporales; Gigasporaceae
Source: the annotation of a GenBank genome assembly
AUGGAUCCACUUCAAGAGACUGUCAAAGAAAUUCGUUGGAAUGUUCUUGAAGGCUUAUCUAAAGUUGCUCGAUUUUCUCGUGAUACUGCUGCAACUAUUUUAGAACAUCCGUACGCGCGUCCUAUUCUCCCACACCUUCCUCCAGUUGUCAAUGAUUUUGUUCAACCAGAGCAAAAUCGUUCUUAUUAUGAAUACGAUGCAGGCAGGGUAUAUCUCGCCAAAUGGGCUUCAAGUAUUGCUGAUCAAGCUGAAGAGGCCAGCAGAGCAGAACGUUCAGAGGGGUAUGAUGAAGGUUUAUCUGAGCGUCGGAGAAGGCGGUGGUCCGAUAGUGAACCAAAAAGAUGGGAUGAAGAGACGGAGGUGGGAGCUUUUGAAGUUUUAAAUGAUGACAUAACAUUACCUCCAUUACAUGCAAUACGAACUGAUCCUAUUAAUGCAGAAAAAUGGUUUUCAUUCUUUGACACAGAAGGGAGACUCAAGGUCGAAUUAAAUGAAGUACGGGAGGCAGUGUUUCGCGGAGGUGUCGAAAAUGAUAUUCGUAUUGAAGUGUGGAAAUUUUUUUUGGGAAUAUAUCCAUGGGAUUCUAGCCGAGUAGAAAGGGAAAAUUUAUUAGAGGCAAAGGCGCAACAAUAUUGGGCAUUAAAACGAGAAUGGUGGGAUUCACCUGAAGUUCUAAACAGUGAUGACUUUAAAGAACAAAAGAUUCGAAUAGAAAAAGAUGUCAUCCGAACUGAUCGUACCAUGGAAUUUUUCGCCGUAGAAGAUAUGCCGCAUCCUGAUCCUUUAAUUUCUGCGUCUUCAAAAACAACAAACAAAAAACUUGAGUCAAUGAAAGAUAUUUUAAUGACAUAUCAUUUUUAUAAUAAGGACCUUGGAUAUGUACAAGGAAUGAGUGAUUUACUGGCACCCGUAUUUAUUGUCAUGGAAGAGGAAGUCCCAGCAUUUUGGGCAUUCGUAGGAUUUAUGGAGCCUAUUCUAGAUAAGCAUCGGAUGGUAAUAAUCGAAUAUUUAAAACAAUUCGACGAAAUUUUAAAAUACGUAAAUGAUUUGUCAAUGACAAUACCCGUAGAUGAAACUCUACUACGAGCCGAAACGCUUUUUCAUCAAUUUCAACGAAAGGUUGAGAUAAUUGAUCGAAAACGACAAAGUGUGGAGCAGGACAAUCAAAAUACAAAUGGAUCUUUACGAAGAAGAGUUGGUGAGUCUGUGGUACAAAAUGGCGCUACCGACGAAGGAUCUAGUUCAGAUACUGUUGCGGCGGUUGAUAAAUUACCAGUCAUAAGUGAUUUGUUAAGGGAUUUACUUGUUGAAUAA